This is a messenger RNA of Calypte anna (Anna's hummingbird), 3601 nucleotides long. It is a transcript of the gene PACS2, whose product is annotated as phosphofurin acidic cluster sorting protein 2. Gene Ontology annotation, molecular function: transmembrane transporter binding. The record is from RefSeq and is a predicted model, not a curated record. Bases 51 to 2711 code for a protein of 886 amino acids. Gene Ontology annotation, biological process: protein localization to plasma membrane. Lineage: Eukaryota; Metazoa; Chordata; Aves; Apodiformes; Trochilidae. The transcript is spliced from 24 exons.
GCGGGCGGCGGCGGCGGUGGGUCCGGUGGGCGCGCGCCAGGCCGGCAGCCAUGGCGGCGGCGGCGGAACGGAGCCGCCUCAGCUUCCCGGGAGGUACCGGGGCCCUGGGUCGGCCCGUGCCUAUGAACCUCUUCGCGACCUGGGAAAUCGACGGCUCCAGCCCGAGCUGCGUCCCCAGGUUGUGCAGCUUGACAUUAAAGAAACUGAUAGUCUUAAAGGAAUUGGAUAAGGAGCUUAUUUCUGGGGUCAUUGCUGUCAAAAUGCAGGGCUCCAAGCGCAUCCUGCGGUCUCACGAGAUUGUGUUGCCCCCGAGUGGACGCGUGGAGACAGAGCUGGCACUGACCUUCUCCCUCCAGUACCCUCACUUCUUGAAGAGAGAAGGCAACAAACUUCAGAUCAUGCUGCAACGGCGGAAGCGCUACAAGAACCGAACCAUUUUAGGCUACAAGACUCUGGCAGUGGGGUCAAUCAACAUGGCUGAGGUCAUGCAGCACCCAACAGAAGGUGGCCAGGUCCUGAGCCUUUUCAGCAACAUCAAAGAGGCUGCAGUGAAGGUAGCAGAAAUCUGGAUCUUCUCCUUGUCAAGUCAGCCAAUUGACCAUGAAGACAGCACUAUGCAGGCCAGCCAGAAAAUCAAGUCUACAGACAACUAUUCCGAGGAAGAGUACGAGAGCUUCUCUUCUGAGCAAGAGGCCAGUGAUGAUGCUGUACAGGGCCAGGAUUUGGAUGAUGAUGAGUACGAGCUGGGGAAGCCCAAGAAGCAGCGGAGAUCGAUAGUAAGAACGACGUCCAUAACCAGGCAACAAAACUUCAAACAGAAGGUUGUGGCAUUGCUGAAGAGGUUUAAAGUGUCUGAUGAGGUUCUGGAUUCAGAGCAGGACCCAGCAGAGCAUGUUCCAGAGGUGGAGGAGGACUUGGACCUUCUGUAUGACACACUGGAUAUAGAGAACCCCAGUGACAGUGGGCCAGAAAUGGAAGAUGAUGACAGUGUCUUGAGCACUCCCAAGCCAAAGUUAAAACCUUAUUUUGAAGGACUGUCACAUUCCAGCUCCCAGACAGAAAUUGGUAGCAUCCACAGCCUCAGGAGCCAGAGAGAGCCCUCAAGUCCUGUAGAGGUGCCUGAAAAGGCCAAGAGUCUUGGAAGCAAACAUACAGGAGACAGUAUUUCUGACACUGUUUCUUAUGAAUCUAACCAGCAAGCUGAAGCCCAGGAAGCUGAACUUCCCCCAGCAGAUGUGUUUGUGGAGAAGCUGCCACCCAGUGGGAAGAUCACAAAGACUGAAUCACUCAUCAUCCCCUCCACCAGCAGGUCUGAAGGGAAGCAGACAGGACGUCGGGGGAGAAGCACAUCUCUGAAGGAGAGGCAGCCAGUGAGGCCCCAGAAUGAGAGAGCCAACAGCCUGGACAACGAACGCUCCCCAGACACCCGGCACCACUUACAGAUCCCCAGGAAAACAGUGUAUGACCAGCUAAACCACAUCCUGGUUUCUGAUGACCAGCUGCCAGAAAACAUUAUUCUUGUCAAUACUUCUGAUUGGCAAGGCCAGUACCUGUCAGAUGUCUUGCAAAAGCACACCUUGCCAGUGGUCUGCACAUGCUCCUCAGCUGAUAUUCAGGCAGCUUUCAGCACUAUUGUCUCCAGGAUACAGAGAUACUGUAACUGCAAUUCCCAGCCUCCAAACCCAAUUAAAAUUGCAGUGGCUGGAGCCCAGAAUUACCUCAGUGCUGUGUUGAGGCUCUUUGUAGAGCAGCUGUCUCACAAAACCCCAGACUGGCUCGGCUACAUGAGGUUUUUGAUCAUCCCUCUAGGCUCACAUCCAGUGGCCAAGUAUCUGGGGUCUGUAGAUUAUAGAUACAACAACUUCUUCCAAGAUCUAGCCUGGAGAGAUCUGUUCAACAAACUGGAAGCCCAGACCACUGUUCCAGAAGGCCCUGAUGUUGUCUCCAGGAUAACACAGUACAUAGCAGGGGCAAACUGUGCCCACCAGUUGCCCAUUGCUGAAGCGAUGCUGACGUACAAGCAGAAAAGCCCUGAUGAAGAAUCUUCCCAGAAGUUCAUUCCCUUUGUUGGGGUGGUGAAGGUUGGAAUAGUGGAACAGUCUUCUGCAACAUCAGGUGACUCUGAUGAUGCAGCUCCCUCCAGCUCCACUAUCCUUUCUUCUACCCCACCUUCUGUGUCUCCUGCUGUGAAAGAAGCCUCCCCCACACCACCUUCCUCACCAUCUGUUACAGGCAGCUUCUCAUCCCCGAGCCAGAGCCUUGGUGCUGAGUUGAUGGGCCUGCAGGUGGAUUACUGGAUUGCAGCACCCCCCAUAGACAGAAAGAGAGACCCAGAGAAGAAGGAUCCCUCCACUACCAAAAACACACUGAAAUGCACUUUCCGGUCCCUCCAGGUCAGCAGGUUACCUGCCAGUGGUGAGAUUGCCACCACCCCAACCAUGUCCAUGACUGUGGUGACAAAAGAGAAGAACAAGAAAGUGAUGUUUUUACCCAAGAAAACAAGAGACAAGGAGAUUGAGUCCAAGAGCCAAUGCAUUGAAGGAAUCAGCAGGUUGAUUUGCACAGCAAAGCAUCAGCAGAACAUGCUGAGGGUCCUGAUCGACGGGGUGGAGUGGAACGAUGUCAAGUUCUUUCAGUUGGCAGCACAGUGGUCCUCUCAUGUGAAGCACUUUCCCAUCUGUAUAUUUGGGCACUCCAAAUCUAACUUUUAGCCACACUCUCUGGAGAGACCUUCUGUCCAUCCUGAGGACUGCACACCAGGAGCCAGGAACCGCGUGCCAAGGCUGACUCGCGUCGCUCUGCCCUCUCCUGCAGAAUUAACUACAGAUGUGCUUGGAUUACUUUUGAAUUACUUUUUUCUAUUAACUCUUUAAGUUUACUACAAGGGAAGGAAACCCCUUUAAACAAAGGCAAAAAAAAAAAAAAAACAAACCAACAAAACAAACACAACCAACCAACAAAAGAGUCUUAAAUGUAGAUGUGCUGACAACAUGAAGUCAUGGGGGAGAUGGCAGGAGCAGGCAACCUGCCCAAGAAUUCCUACCACUUCUGAUGAGCAGAAAGCUGAAUAACUGCACUGCUUAUUAACCUGAGACCUCAUCGGUGUGAGUGGGCUGGGGGAGCCAUGGAUCAGCUCCAAUGGAUUUUAUGGAAGGUGAUGCACGUUGUGGUGCAUUUGGACCCCACCCUCUGUAUUUCUAGGAAAAAAAAAAAAAAAAGAUGGCCAGUCUUCCUUCCUGCUGCCAAAGGAUCAGUUGUGUCUGGAGGGAGUUCAGCUGUCCAGUUUGAAAAACAAACCACUCGUGUAGCUAGAGAUGUCCAGAGGGAAAGAUCCCCCUCCCUUCAGAGCACGGAGUCUGCAAUGGGGACGGGCAUUUGUUGAAUUAGUGUUGCUGAAGCAAUGCCCAAGAAGGGUUGGGCAGGAAUUUGGGAAACACCAGGUGUAAGGAAACCCCAGUGUCCCAGGUCUGUGACAAUGGCCAAGCCAAGGCAGUCACAAUGUCCCUGUGCUGCUGAGGGACACGGUGUCAGUGGGGUCGCUGCUAUUUACAUACUCACACCAAUUAUUUACCUGUCAAUAAAACCUCAUCCAGCCUCUAAA